UGAGACUAGGAAGAGAAGAUGAACAAUUGCCUGGAUUAUCUCGCCUACCCUGUAAUCGUCUCUAAUCACAGGCAGAGCACGACCUUCAGGAAGAAACUGGACUUUGGCCACUACAUAUUUCACAAGAAUAGGAUACAAAUAGUGAAGCCUACUGUCGAUACCAAACCUCCGGUGGCACACACGCAUCACAUUUUAAAACUGAGCAAACUACAGGGUGAACAAAAGCGAAUCGACAAAAUCGAAUAUGAAAACAAGCAACUGUGUCAGAAAAUCGCAAACGCCCAUCGCGGCCCUGCCAGGGUGGAUUGCUGGAACGAGUAUUUUUCCAAGAGCUUGAACAGAGAAACAAGAAACCGGGAGCUAGUGAGAAUCACCGUGGAAAACCAGGGCAUUCUGAAGAGGCUUGGCGAUCGAAAACCGCACUAUGACCGCAGAUCAUCCGAGAUAGAUUGGCAGAAUUCAAGGCGCUAUAUCAGAAAUACAACAAAAUAUCUUCUCUCCCGAGAUGGAUAGGUUACUCACAGUGGAAAAGAUACAAGAGAAAGCCCUAGGAUUUCUUAGCUGCUUAGACUCUCAAAACACUCCUAAGUGGCUGAAUGCUCAAUCCUAGGAUGCUACAAUAAAGCUUGGAACAUAAAAUGA
Messenger RNA from Felis catus (domestic cat), 642 nucleotides. It is a transcript of the gene CFAP97D1, whose product is annotated as CFAP97 domain containing 1. Bases 19 to 513 code for a protein of 164 amino acids. Gene Ontology annotation, biological process: sperm axoneme assembly. The record is from RefSeq and is a predicted model, not a curated record. Lineage: Eukaryota; Metazoa; Chordata; Mammalia; Carnivora; Felidae. The transcript is spliced from 6 exons.